GGGAUGAUUCAAGCGCAUUACAUCUAUUGUGCACUUUAUUUCUAUUAUUGUUGCAUUGGCUCCACCUCAGAUCAUUGGGCAUUAGAUCCCAGAGGUCGGGGACCCCUGGUGCUGGGAACCGACAAUGUGAGGACAGAGCUGCUCACCCAGAGUCCUUCACAUCAUAGAUCCUGCUGCUUCUCACUAGACCAAGUGGAGGGCCAGCCCCUGCUCACCAGCAGUUCUGUUUUAUGGGCUAGAAGUUGUACUUGCAUCUUCUCUGGAUAUCAGAGUCUCCUGUGUCUCCAAGGUGGGCCUCCCUGGAGCUGCAUGGUGCCCUUCCGAAAGUGCCAGGGCCCAUGCGUAAGAUGGAAGGGUCCCAGCCUGCCUUCCCAAUUCCCCCCUCCAUCUGCUUGCCUCUGUUUCCGCCCCUUCUCCCUUUUCAGAAUCUACUGGACAGCUUACUUGAGUGGUUGACCAGACUGAAGGGAGGGCUGAGGCUAGGGGAGCUUAGCCGACUGGAGGUCACACCUUCCAGGGGAAUCUUCUAAUCUUAAGGCACUUAGCUGGCCUGGUCCCGCCCCCUCGCAGCCAACCCCCUCCACUGCCCGUCCCGUUCGGUUGACCAGGAGAUGAUGAAGAGGCUGGCAGAGCAGAGGAAAGGUGGGAAGAGGGCCCUCGCCUAAGGAAUAGGUCGGCAGCGUCUCAGCAGGAGGCACAGGCUCUGCUCCCUGCCGUCCUGGGGCCAGGAUGGGGCAGCAGUUCAGCUGGGAGGAGGCGGAGGAGAACGGCGCAGUCGGUGCGGUGGACGCGGCGCAGCUUCAGGAGUGGUACAAGAAGUUCCUGGAGGAGUGCCCCAGCGGCACGCUCUUCAUGCACGAGUUCAAGCGCUUCUUCAAGGUCCCGGACAACGAGGAGGCCACCCAAUACGUAGAGGGCAUGUUCCGAGCCUUUGACACGAAUGGGGACAACACCAUUGACUUCCUGGAAUACGUGGCAGCCCUGAACCUUGUGCUGAGGGGCACCCUGGAGCACAAGCUCAAGUGGACCUUCAAGAUCUACGACAAGGACCGCAAUGGCUGCAUCGACCGCCAGGAGCUGCUGGACAUCGUGGAGUCCAUCUACAAGCUGAAGAAAGCCUGCAGUGUGGAGAUGGAGGCCGAGCAGCAAGGCAAGCUGCUCACACCCGAGGAGAUCGUGGACAGGAUCUUCCUUCUGGUGGAUAAAAAUGGAGAUGGCCAGCUGUCCCUGAAUGAGUUCGUUGAAGGUGCCCGUCGUGACAAGUGGGUGAUGAAGAUGCUGCAGAUGGAUCUGAACCCCAGUAGCUGGAUCUCUCAGCAGAGGCGGAAAAGUGCCAUGUUCUGAGGGCUCUGAGGCCCUGGGAGCCCUCCAAGACUCCAGGCUCACCAGCUUUCCAGAGCAGGGGGAGGGUCCCUGGUUCAACCUGCUUAUGCCCACACUUAUCCUGGCUUGAACUUCCUGGCAUCCCCUUGCAGGGGGUGGGGCUGAGUGGGGGAGGGCAGGGGUCAUUAGUCUGACAUGGCCAACAGGGCUGGUCCAUUAGGAGGAUUCAUGGGGUACUGAAGGGACUUGGCUUCCUGUCCCCCUUCAGCUGCUUCUGGGAAAGCUAUGCCUUGCUAGGUGACUGUGGGGUUCCCACAGAUUCCUACAUGGUUCUUAGUUGGAAGCACAGAGAUCUAGUGGUAGGGGUUCCAUAGACGAAAUUAGCAAUGAAAAGGCCCACACAGUGUGAAACUGACUAGUAGAAGGGUGGGGCUGGCAGGUGUUGACUCUGAAGAACAGGAACUGGGGAGAAGGGAUGGAUAACAAUUACAUCUCCCCAGGAUCCCGAGGACUGUUCUUCCUGCCCUUGGAGGGGGUAGAUUGUGCUUAAAGGGGCUGUUUCAGCUCUGCCCUGGUGCUGCUCCUCUUCCAACCCUCCUCCCCCACUCCCUACCCCUCAUCCCUUACUCAGCUCUCCAACCCCCACCCCCAGAAUGGACCCUCCACAAUUCGCCAUCACAAGCCCACAAGCCAAGUAUGUCUCCUUAAAGGAUGGAGGAACCUUUCUUCUAUCUCUGGGGAGAACUGGGGCCUGCCAACCUGGGUUCUAGAACAGGCUCUGCCUCCAACUCCUGUGUGACCCGCAGCGGGCAUUUCUUUCCCCUGACCUAGAUGUUUUGUCUGCACCAUGAGCAGGCUGGACUCAACAAGCAGUUUUCAGAUUAUUACUUUUUUAGAUAUGGGAUUCUUUUUGUUAUACAAACUCUAUGUGCAGCCUCCAUACAGAAACUAGAUUAAAAGGCGGUCCCUCUGGC
Molecule: messenger RNA, 2297 nt
Organism: Bubalus bubalis (water buffalo)
Lineage: Eukaryota; Metazoa; Chordata; Mammalia; Artiodactyla; Bovidae
Gene: GUCA1B
Product: guanylate cyclase activator 1B
Exons: 4
Coding region: 730-1344 (204 amino acids)
Biological process (GO): visual perception
Cellular component (GO): photoreceptor inner segment; cone photoreceptor outer segment
Molecular function (GO): calcium sensitive guanylate cyclase activator activity; calcium ion binding
Source: RefSeq, a predicted model, not a curated record